AUGCAUGAACAUUUCGUCGACAAGACAGUGCAUUUUAUUGUUUGUGGUGCUUCGAUCAACGAACUCGAUGAAGAUGCUAGGGCCUCAUUCAUCGAGUUUCCUGCCAAAGUACCGCCUGUUUGCCUUCCUCGAGCUGCCCUGAUUAGGCUAGUUCUGAAAUCCGCUCAGCGGGCAGAGGAAGAUGCCGCGGAGAAGUUUGAUAUCCUCCUCCAAUGCAUAGAGGCGAAAAAGGCGGAAUUGGUGAGUGCAAUUCAGGAGGAACGAAAUAUGAAGCAGUCUGCACUGAAGGACCAGAUCCAUCAAUGCAUCUCGAAGCUCACCCGUUCAACUGGCCUCAUUCAAUUCUGCAUCGAAAUGCUCAAAGAGAGUGAUUCUCUGGCCUUCAUCCUGGUUGCCCAGUCCCUGAUAAAUCGAGCCCUGAACGCAGAACAGGCCUUCAUGCAUGAGAUCGAACAACCACCAGUGGUCCUGGAAUAUACCUGCUCACCUCCGACAACUACUGGAAGCACCCUCUGGCCCAAGGGGCGACCCGUGGCAAACUCCAGUUUCCUCAGCCUCAUGGAAACGGAGGCUGUUCACAAGGCCAUUGCUGAUCUCUCGCUCCAUGAAGGAGUCGAAUUCCUCCUCCUCCUUCAUCCCAUCCUCUUCUUCUCUUUUCGUCUCCUGCUUACUCCUAAUUAG
Molecule: messenger RNA, 681 nt
Organism: Dibothriocephalus latus
Lineage: Eukaryota; Metazoa; Platyhelminthes; Cestoda; Diphyllobothriidea; Diphyllobothriidae
Source: the annotation of a GenBank genome assembly